AUGACCCGCACCGCUUACGCAGUGGGAGCCCUGAUUCUCCUGGGGACCCUGCUGCCGGCUGCUGAGGGCAAAAGGAAAGGGUCCCAAGGGGCCAUCCCCCCACCCGACAAGGCCAGGCACAAUAACUCAGAGCAGACUCAGUCUCCUCCACAGCCAGGCUCCAGGAACCGGGGACGGGGCCAGAGCCGGGGGACAAGCAUGCCUGGGGAAGAGGUGCUGGAGUCCAGCCAGGAGGCCCUGCAUGUGACCGAGCGCAAGUACCUGAAGCGAGACUGGUGCAAAACGCAGCCCCUGAAGCAGACCAUCCACGAGGAGGGCUGCAACAGCCGCACCAUCAUCAACCGCUUUUGCUACGGCCAGUGCAACUCCUUCUACAUUCCCAGGCACAUCCGCAAGGAAGAAGGCUCUUUCCAGUCGUGCUCCUUCUGCAAGCCCAAGAAAUUCACCACCAUGAUGGUGACCCUCAACUGCCCGGAGCUGCAGCCGCCCACCAAGAAGAAGAGGGUGACACGAGUCAAGCAGUGUCGUUGCAUAUCCAUAGAUUUGGAUUAAG
Messenger RNA from Suncus etruscus (white-toothed pygmy shrew), 553 nucleotides. It is a transcript of the gene GREM1, whose product is annotated as gremlin 1, DAN family BMP antagonist. Gene Ontology annotation, molecular function: receptor ligand activity; BMP binding. The transcript has a single exon. The coding region runs from base 1 to 552 and encodes 183 amino acids. Gene Ontology annotation, biological process: animal organ morphogenesis. NCBI's taxonomy places the organism in Eukaryota, Metazoa, Chordata, Mammalia, Eulipotyphla, Soricidae. The record is from RefSeq and is a predicted model, not a curated record.